CAUUCAUCUAACAGUUUGUAUUGUGAAAGAUGAACAAAAGUUUAUUCAAAUACACAGCUUCGGGGUGUCACUUAGUGCAGAACUAGUUUCAUUGAACGUUGUAAUCACUCUACCAAGCUGGACGUCUUCAAACCGCGCCUGCGCAUUAACCCGAGCCUGCGCUGUUUGGUGGUGGAGGCAUGAAGAAGUUGCUUUGCUGGAAACGUAACACAGCCGCUGCCGCUGGAGCGAAGCGCAAAUGUGCAGACUGGGACAAAAUCAACAGGAAUGAUGUACGUGCAUGAAUGUACGUUUUGCAAGCGAGGCGAGACGCGUCCUGCUGCGGCUUUUGAAUGACGGUCUCCUUCAGUCAAGCCCACGUAUUGAGAUGAUCUAUUUCUGUGAUGGCGAAGGGACUGUUUCCACGGGCCUGGGUGAAGAAGUCCUUCUAUUUCCAGGCUCGCAUCUCCUUUGUAAGGGUGAAGUACUUGUUCCUCACUUGGUUGACUGUGCUGGUGGGGAGCUGGGUGCUCUACGUGCAAUACUCGGCCUACACGGAGCUAUGCAGAGGACACCAGUGCAAGAUCGCCAUUUGUGACAAAUACAGGAAGGGAAUCAUUGACGGUUCGGCCUGCAGCAGCCUGUGUGACAAAGAGACCUUCUACAUGAGUAGAUGUCUCUCAGCCCUCCCGAACAACCAGGUGUAUACCGGAAGCUGGGGAGACCAUGAAGGAAUCGUUCACUGUAAUUUGGGCAAAGUUAUACGCUACGAGAUGGGCGAGGAGCUGGAGCCACGGAGGGAGGCCCCUGUGUUCGACACUCCCACUCGAGGCACGUCAGUGGAGAAGUUCAGAGAGAUGGUCUUUAAUAAUCUCAAGUCCAAGCUUGGAGAUCAAGCUAAUCUCGCCGGAUUGGUCAGUGUCAUCUUGUCUGUGGCGGAUGGCAACAAAGAUGGAAAGGUGUCCCUGCCCGAAGCUCGCUCCAUGUGGGCCCUCCUGCAGAUGGAUGAGGUGCUUCUUGGCCUGCUGCUUCAGGAGCGUGGACACACUCCCCGUCUUCUGGGCUACUGCGGCGACCUCUACAUGACGGAACGUGUCCCCCAUGCCCCCUUGUAUGGUUUGUCCGCACCCUGGCCGCUGGGGUCCUGGGUGCCCGGUGGCUUACAGCGCAAGAUGGAUCAGUGGUUCACCCCCUCGUGGCCUCGCAAAGCCAAGAUCUCCAUGGGCCUGCUGGAGCUGGUGGAGGACAUCUUCCACGGCACGUACGGCAGCUUCCUCAUCUGCGACCUGGCGGCGGUGCACUUGGGCUACACAGACGGCCAUGAGCUGCGUCUCACCAACCCCCGCACCGUGGUACCCGAAAGCCAGUUUCGGCGCAGCAUGCGGGCGCUCAGAUGCGACACGGACGCCGACUGCGUGUACGGCGUGGACUGCCGGACAUCAUGUGACAUGUCAUAUCAACGGUGCAGGGAGGAGCCGGUGCGGCCCAAUUUGGCCAAAGCGUGCGCCGUAUUGAAGGACUACCUCCUGCACGGGGCGCCGUCUGCGCUGAGGGAGGAGCUGGAGAGGCAGCUGUACGCCUGCAUGGCCCUCAGGGGGGGCGCCGGCCAGAUGAACAUGGAGCACUCGCUUCUCCUCAACAACCUGAAGGCUCUGCUGUGGAGGCAGAUCUCCCACACCAAGGACUCGUGACCAGGAGGAGCUGAGAUGCCAACAAUCUGAACAUGCAAGGAAUUGAUAGACUAUAUGGGCAAAAGUAUUGGGACAUCACACUCACUGUAAGCAUACAGAAAAAUGAUUUACUAAAUAUUUUGCGCUAUUAUGACACGCCCGUAAUUUUUGUCGUUAUAGUUCCACCCGUCUUAGAGGAAUAGGGAGGUGUCCCAAUACUUGUGCCCACUUGCAUAUUACUGCUGGAUCACCCAUACCUGGGAGGCUUAUUGAAGACUAUCCAAUCAAUUUCUAUUGCUUUCAGUUAGUAUGAAGAUAUGAACAAUCAAAGUCUAUAAUGGGAGGUUUUUUGCAUGCUUACUUUUGACAAAGCUAGGAAGGAACCAUCGCUAACCGGAGGGACGUUUUAGGCCACCAAAUCUACUAGGAAGAAGCACAAUAACAUCUUUAUGACAGCCAUGUGUGUUCAUUUGUGAAUGUUGUACUGUAUCACUUUGGGCUUGGACCCAUCACAGUGCCAUAGGAAUCAUGCUGGAAUGUUCCACACAUCUUUUUUAUCAACCUUAUUCUAUUCUAAAGACGCCGCUGACAAUGAAGUCACUUUGUAAAAUAUCAUCCAGGAAGUUGUGCGCUGCUGGAUGCUCAAAAGAUGUUAAUGCAUGACUUUUGCACAAUGACACUAUUUUGCUGUCUUUUCUAUCACAUCAGCUGCCCUCUCCUGUCCCCUUUUGAGUCAUUGAUUCAAGUAUAGAACGUGUAACGGGACCAAUGUGAAGAAGCUCAAGUGUCGUCAGCAUUCCUGUCAUAGCAUCACUGAAGACACACACAAAAAAGUUUGUAAUAAAUUUAGUCGUGUUGCAUAUAUGGAGGUAGCGCUAACCGUCCUCCGCCUCCCGUUCUUGUGCUCGUAAGAAGCUGGCUUUUUUCUGGGCAACGCGGUCCUUCCUCUGAGCCAGAGACAACUUGGCGCGAUUCCAUCUGGGCGGAAAGAGGAGCGAGAAGGGUCAUUAGCAUUCACAACACUUGGAGGUAGCUGGAGAAGCUGUCACUUUUUUGUCACAAAGCCAAAGGGUUUCACGUGAGGCAUGCAAGUUGUGUCGCUUCAUUUGAAGGAAAAUAAACAAAAAUAACACCCACCUCUUCCUUUGGACUUC
This is a messenger RNA of Doryrhamphus excisus (bluestripe pipefish), 2803 nucleotides long. It is a transcript of the gene dipk1aa, whose product is annotated as divergent protein kinase domain 1Aa. The record is from RefSeq and is a predicted model, not a curated record. NCBI's taxonomy places the organism in Eukaryota, Metazoa, Chordata, Actinopteri, Syngnathiformes, Syngnathidae.